Messenger RNA from Copidosoma floridanum, 2820 nucleotides. RefSeq names its product MAGUK p55 subfamily member vari (gene vari). Lineage: Eukaryota; Metazoa; Arthropoda; Insecta; Hymenoptera; Encyrtidae. The record is from RefSeq and is a predicted model, not a curated record. Gene Ontology annotation, molecular function: protein binding.
UAUAAGCUAUUGUCGUUAUUUUUAAUUAUACAACUGUUGUUGUUGUUGUUGUUGUUGUUGUUAUAACGAUGAAUAUUACCGCGGGAUUGAUUAUUAUUUAAUAGAUGUUGGUGUAAAAUCGAAUGUCAUUCACUGAUUUGGCGCUAUACGCUCGUACCUUUACUGCACGGCCGCUAAAUUGAUUUGCAGUUUCGAUCGCGCGGUGAGGGCAUGCCGAGCCUCGAUUUUCACUUUCAAGGGGCCACCGAGAACUGGAGAACGAGGAUAAGUAGUGUGUGUAGUGCAGUGAAACCGGAGGGGCCGAGUAGCACCAUCAGGACAGCGCAGGAUGAGGUUGAGGUGCUUCCUUCGUUGGCUCACCUGUUCGUGAAAAAGAACGUCGGUCGGUCGAGCGCGCGCGCGCGUGUGGGUCAAAAAACACAAGCACACAAUAAGUAUAAGACGUACAAGUUGGAGGAGUGAAAAAGGAGCAGCCGAGCCAUGGUGUUUCUCGGGAGAAAGGAGAAACGGACCCGCGAGCGCCGGUUGCUCGCGAGCAUGGAAGCCGUCCAGCAGGACGUCAACAAAGAUACGGCCCACUACGAUAACGCGGCUUUCAUGCAGUCCCAGGAUGUCGCGGACGGCCUGGCCGGAGCCGAGGCGCCAACCAAGAGUCCAGAAGCCCAGGACACGGAUCUCUUGUUCCUCGACGCUUUCCUUGGCGAUCCGCUCGUCAGGGCCCUCAUACAGAUAGAGGAGCGCUCGGAGCGAGCACCCGUGCACGCGGUACCAGUGUGCUCGUCGAUCUGCAAAGUCGUCGAGCAGGUGACACGGGCCCUCGAGCCGUCGCGCAAUCCAGAAUCCCGGGAGCUCCUGCUGCUGCUGAGGAGCAGACACCUGCGUAGUCUCCUCGGGACCCACGACGCCGCGAUCGCUGCUCGCCUUCAGCAGCAGCAGCUCAACGGGAAUAUCGAGGAGUCGUCGUCGACGAUGCCGCGCAAACCACUGCUCGGGGGAAUGAUGCCCAGCACGGAUGAGAUACCCACCGAGGCCAUAAGGGUCGUCGGGCUCAGGAGGCAACCCGAUGAACCUCUCGGCCUGACCAUCCAAGUUGAUGAAAACGGUAAUCUGAUAAUCGCCCGCAUCCUUGGCGGUAGUACGGCAGCACGACAGGGCCUUAUGAGGCCCGGUGAAGUUAUUCUCGAAGUCAACGGCCAAUCGGUGCGCAAUCCCGACGAGCUGCAACAGACCAUUCAGGAAGCCAAGGAAAACCUCACCCUCAAGCUCGCGCCUGGAAUCAACUCCGAUGCCAAUCGACAAAUCAAAUCCACGUGCUACAUGCGCGCCCUGUUCGACUACGAGCCGUCGGACGAUACGCUGCUGCCCUGCCGGGAGAUCGGGCUGGCCUUCCAAAAGGGCGACAUCCUACAAAUCGUGGACCAAGCAGACCCAAACUGGUGGCAGGCCCGGCGCAUCGAGGGCAAUAGCCUGGGCCCGCCCGGGCUCGUGCCCUCGCUCGAGCUCGAGGAACGGCGCAAGGCCUUCGUCCCGCCCGAGGCCGACUUUGUCCACAAGAUCAGCAUCUGCGGCACGCGCAUCUCCAAGAAGAAGAAGCGCAAAAUGUACGAAUCAAAGUCAAACGGGGAGUUUGACGACGCCGAGCUGCUGCUCUACGAGGAGGUGGCGCGCAUGCCGCCCUUCAGGCGCAAGACCCUGGCUCUCGUCGGGCCCCGUGGCGUCGGCCGGAGGACCCUCAAGAACCGGCUGAUCAACAGCGAUCCCGAAAAGUUUGGAACCAUUGUGCCUUUCACGUCGCGACCUCCACGAGUCCUCGAGGAGAAUGGCAAGAGUUACUGGUUCACGGACCGCGAGAGCAUGGAGGCGGACAUCAGGGAGCACCGGUACCUCGAGCACGGCGAGCACGGGGGCCACCUCUACGGCACCAAGCUGGACUCGGUGCGCGAGCUGAUACGCGCUGGUCGCAUGUGCGUCCUCGACUGCAGUCCCACGGUUCUCAAGAUCCUGCACAAUAGUACCGAGUUCAUGCCUUACGUUAUCUUUAUCGCCGCCCCGGGCAUGGAACAGCUCAAGUCGCUCUACGAUCUGGGCAGAUCCACCGGGGCCAGUAGCCGCAACCUCACGUUUGAUCGCCAGAGUACCAUCAGGUAUAGCUCGAGACGUGCCAGAACAUUGGAAUCAUUGGCAUCGCUGUACGAGGAAGAUGAUUUGAAAUCGACCGUGGAAGAGUCUGCGGCCCUCCAGCGGGCGUACGAAAAAUACAUCGAUCUUGUGAUCGUCAACGAGGACUUUGACAAUACCUUCCGGCAGGUUGUGGCGGCCUUGGACGCCCUCGCGGAAGAAGAUCAGUGGGUCCCUGUCAACUGGAUCUACUAAUUUUAUCGCAGCUCGAUCUCAAGCCUUACCAUUUUUAUACCAACUUUUGUACAUACUUGGAAAAACGAAAAAGAUGAGGGAAAAAAAAGGCCGAGACAGGCAUUCCGCGUUUGCCGCCAAAUAGUUUUCAUUAUUUAAUUAUAUUUCCUUCUCGUGUCUUCUUCUUUUACUUUGCGCAGUGAAAUCGAGCAAUUAAAAAUUUAGUGACUGCACAAGACGAUUUUUUAGGAACUUUGCAUCCGAUCAGCAGUUGUUAAACAUGUACUGUUGCCGCAAUUUAACACAACUUACCAGGUACCUAUACAAGCUUACAAAUAUCAACAAUGAGUCGUUUUAGCUUAUUAUGCUAUACAUAUGUUGUAUGUACGUGAGAGAAAAAAUCUCGCCAGCGGGGAUUUUUACUAUUAUAGUUAUUAAUUUUUUUUUUUUUUUUUUUAUCAGAGCACC